AGAGAGAGAGAGAGGAGGCGCAGCGUCAGGCAGCAGCUCACGGUCCGCGCGCGCACACGCACAGCUCCAGAGGACAGCGGGAGGUUCGGUUCUGCUCGGAUCAUGGAUGGGACAAAGCCGGCCAUGGAGUCCACCGCGGAGGACACCCCCGAGGAGGGACAGGACAGCAAAGGAUGCUCCGAGUGCUGCCUCAAGUGUCUGGGUGGGGUGCCCUACGCCUCGCUGGUGGCCACCAUCCUCUGCUUCUCGGGCGUGGCCCUGUUCUGCGGCUGCGGCCACGUGGCGCUGACCGGGACCCUGACCAUGCUGGAGAACCACUUCUCCAGGGUCACCAGCGACCACGCCACGCUCGCCACCGUGAUCCAGAUUUGUCAGUACAUCAUCUACGGCGUCGCCUCCUUCUUCUUCGUCUACGCCAUCCUGCUGCUGGGGGAGGGCUUCUACACGACCAGCGCCAUCAAGAAGGAGCUGCAGAGCGACUUCAAGACCACCGUCUGCGGACGCUGCAUCACCGCCUUCUUCAUGUUCCUGACCUACAUCUUGGCUCUGGUCUUCAUCGCCAUCUUUUGCUUCACGGCCAUCCCGGUCUUCCUCUUCUUCAACAUGUGGAACACCUGCGCCGCCAUGAGGUCUCCAGACGCCAACAUCACGUCUCCGGGCUCCGUCUGCGUGGACGUCCGGCAGUACGGUCUGGUGUCCCUGAACGCCUCACCAGGGAAAGCUUGUGGCGCCACUCUGGGAGACAUCUGCAACACGAGCGAGUUCUACCUGUCCUACCACCUCUACAUCGUGGCGUUGGCCGGCGCCGGAGCCACCGUCAUCGCUUUGGUCCAUUACCUGAUGAUCCUGGCAGCCAACUGGGCCUACCUGAAGAGCGCCGUGUCCACCCACGAGUACCAGGACAUCAAGACCAAGGACGACCAGGACCUGGAAGCCGAGGCGCGCUCCAAGGAGGGCCAGAACUCCUCUUCCUACUCAUAAGGACAGGACUUCCUGUUCAGCCAUUGUCCAUUUCCUGUCCAAACCUCACCCCUCACCCCUUCCUCCCCAAACCACCCACCUCGGUCAUGUCCUUCCCCGUCUCCUGACUCUCCAUCCUCUGUCGUGGUUCGGGCAGGGAUGAAGAGGAUCGAGGGUCAAGAGAGGCAGCCGGCCUCAACGGAGCCGGGUGGAGCUUCGGUCCGGUUCAUCGGGCUCAGAAGCGGCGGCUCGUGGGCGUGGCCUGGCUGUGAUGGCCUCGCGCCCUGAGCCAACACAGCUCCUCAAAACAGCCAGAUUCUUCUGUCGCCGCCGGAGCGGCCGACCGGAACCGACUUCCUCGGGUUCCCUUCCAGUUCUUUGGUGUUUUUUAUGCGUGUUUGUGGAUAUAAAUCUUAUCGUGCGAAUGUGCGUGAAUGUUUUUCUUUUUUAAACGUGUGCCAGCUGUCGUUCUGAUUUCUUCUUCGUGGUUCGUCUCCGGUGACCUUUGAAGAUUGCACUGUUUCCAGAAUCUGCUCUAAAGUCCCCUCAAAGGGUUUAAACGCAUCUCUUGUUGUUUAACCCCCAAAUUACUUCAAGGUCAGAGAGGUCGUUCAUGUUCGAGGAAUGAUUAGAACUUCUCCUUUUUUUAUAUCUUUGUGUUUUGUGACAUUCAUCACCAGCUGAAAUAAUUUAUCUGGGUCUUAAGAGACGCACACCUCAGGUAUCAAACCCAAUCUGAGUUACGUUCCUCGCCGGUUUAAUCCUCUCCAGAUUACUAACCUGUUCCUCCUUUUGAGAUUAAACCCCACCUGUAAAUACCCCUGCAAGAAUACCGCACAUUACUAACACACGUUACUAACUAAAUCUGUGUACAUGUACUUUGAAAUCUGUGUUUCGCGCUCAAGUACUCGUUCUACAUUUGAUAGUUUGUGUAAACGAUGGAUCGUGACGUAAACAUUGAAACGACGUGACUCAAAAGACGGGAACUCAUUUAUUUUGUAUUUAUCGGCUUUAGGCAGCUGUGGUUGACUAUUUGAUGGAAUCUGUUUAUAAACAAUCAGCCAAACAACUUUAUUUAUUUGUUUAUUUGUUUUGAGCCUCUCAGAGACUGUUUUGGGUGUUUACACUGAAACGCGUCAGGAACUUUCAUACGGACAUUUUCUACGCAGACGUCGUCGUCGGUCAGGACCGUUUGAGGACUUUGAUGCGACGCAGCAUGUCGGUAUCGUCCCGUGUGCUCCGGUUCUGCUCCGUGAACAUCCGGCUCCAGGUCGAUGUGAGAGGCGCGGCGUCUCCUCGUUGUUUGCAUGGAGGAGACGCGGCGGCGUCGUUGCAGUUCUUCAGGUGAUGUGUAGUCAUUGUACUGACGAGUGUGGUAGGCGGUGUUUGCCCCCCUCCCCCCUUCACCUCCAUCUUUUCUAUAAAACAAACUGUUGUACUUUGAUGGCGUUGUAGUCCCUCGUAGGUGUUUCUUUCUUUGGAAAUGGUUCUCUGACUCCCACAUGGUGAUGAUUUUUGUAACCUUCUCUAGUAAAACUGAUAUUUUUUAUGAUCGUGA
Molecule: messenger RNA, 2518 nt
Organism: Nematolebias whitei (Rio pearlfish)
Lineage: Eukaryota; Metazoa; Chordata; Actinopteri; Cyprinodontiformes; Rivulidae
Product: neuronal membrane glycoprotein M6-b
Exons: 7
Coding region: 103-981 (292 amino acids)
Biological process (GO): central nervous system myelination; axon development
Cellular component (GO): plasma membrane; myelin sheath
Molecular function (GO): structural constituent of myelin sheath
Source: RefSeq, a predicted model, not a curated record